AUGAGGGAUGGUCUCGCCGGCGGCGCCGUCCCUCCGUCCGUCCCUCUGUCCGUCCCUCCGUCCGUCCGCGGCAACCGCGGGGUCUGCGCCGCCACGCUGGCCGCGGCGGGGAGCCCUGCGGCGCGCACCUUCGGCCUCGCCGACUACGCCGUCUUCGCGCUCAUGCUGCUCGUGUCCACGGGCAUCGGGCUCUUCCACGCGCUGUCGCGUGGUGGCCAGAAGACCUCGGAGGAUUUCUUCAUGGGGGGCCGGCGCAUGGCGGCGGUGCCCGUGGGGCUCUCGCUCGCCGCCAGCUUCAUGUCGGCCGUGCAGGUGCUGGGGGUGCCGGCCGAGGCGCACCGCUACGGCGCCAAGUUCCUCUGCAUGUGCCUGGGCCAGCUGCUCAGCACCCUGCUCACCGCGCUGCUCUUCCUGCCCGUCUUCCACCGCCUGGGGCUCACCAGCACCUAUGAGUACUUGGAGCGGCGCUUCAGCCGGAGCGUGCGGCUCUGCGGCACCGCGCAGUACGUGGCGGCCACGAUGCUCUACACCGGCAUCGUCAUCUACGCCCCCGCGCUCAUCCUCAACCAGGUGACCGGCCUGGACAUCUGGGCCUCGCUGCUCUCCACGGGCGCCGUCUGCACCUUCUACACCACCCUGGGCGGGAUGAAGGCCGUCGUCUGGACCGACGUCUUCCAGGUCUUGGUGAUGCUCGCGGGCUUCGUGGCCAUCAUCACACGGGGGGUGCUGCUGGCCGGGGGCCCCGCCAGCGUCCUGGCUGCGGCCGCUAACGGCUCCCGCCUCAACUUGCUGGACUUCAACCCCGACCCGCGGAGCCGCUACACGCUCUGGACGUUCGUGCUGGGCGGCACGCUGCUCUGGCUCUCCAUGUACGGCGUGAACCAGGCGCAGGUGCAGCGCUACGUGGCCUGCCGCAGCGAGAGGGAGGCCCGCAUAGCGCUGCUGGUCAAUCAAGUGGGGCUCUCGGUCAUCGUGUCCAGCGCGGUGGCCUGUGGCCUUGUGAUGUUUGCGCUGUACAAGGACUGCGACCCUCUGCUUGCCGGCUACAUCUCGGCCCCGGACCAGUACAUGCCCUACCUGGUCCUGGACAUCUUCGAGUCGUACCCGGGGGUGCCGGGGCUCUUCCUGGCCUGCGCCUACAGCGGGACGCUCAGCACGGCCUCCACCAGCAUCAAUGCCAUGGCCGCUGUCACCGUCGAGGACCUCAUCAAGCCGCGGAUGCCCGCGCUGCCGCCGCGGAGGCUGGCCCAGGUCUCCAAAGGCUUGUCGCUGAUCUACGGCACCGGGUGCAUCACGGUGGCGGCGCUGGCCUCCCUGCUCGGUGGCGGCGUGCUGCAGGGCUCCUUCACCGUCAUGGGGGCGAUCAGUGGCCCGCUGCUGGGAGCCUUCGUCCUGGGCAUGUUCGUGCCGGUGUGCAAUACGGCCGGCGCAUUCGCGGGGCUCGGCGCCGGCCUGGCCCUCUCCACGUGGGUGGCGGUGGGGGGCACGGUGCACCCGCCGAGCGCCGCCGCCACCGGGGUGCUGCCGGCCUCCGCCGCCCUCUGCCCACCGCGCAACGGCAGCGCCGGCGCCAACGGCACCGUCCUGCAGCUGCUGCAGGAGCCCCCGGCGGCGCCGGCACGGCCGGCAGUGCUGGGGGACUUCUACGCCGUGUCCUACCUGUACUACGGGGCGCUGGGCACACUGGGCACCGUGGCCGUGGGGGUGCUGGCCAGCUACGUGGCAGGAAUUGUGGGGAAUAUUUUGGUUCGUGCGCCAGUGGUGCUUUUGACUGGGAACCAGGAACCCAGCGGUUCCGCUUGCUGUGUUGUUGCGGCGCAGCUGCCGGGCGGAAGGGAUUGUCGCCAGUCUGCUUAA
This is a messenger RNA of Nothoprocta perdicaria, 1857 nucleotides long. It is a transcript of the gene SLC5A5, whose product is annotated as solute carrier family 5 member 5. The record is from RefSeq and is a predicted model, not a curated record. Gene Ontology annotation, cellular component: membrane. Gene Ontology annotation, biological process: sodium ion transport; iodide transmembrane transport. Bases 1 to 1857 code for a protein of 618 amino acids. NCBI's taxonomy places the organism in Eukaryota, Metazoa, Chordata, Aves, Tinamiformes, Tinamidae. The transcript is spliced from 15 exons. Gene Ontology annotation, molecular function: symporter activity.